CUAGAUACAAUAUUUUGCUAAGUACUUUACCUGAUUUAUAGCCAUGAUUUUUUAGAAAUAUGUCAAUGAUAGAUGUAGAUUAGAAAAUUAAAAAAGGUAGUUCAAUUAUUAACUUAAUUAGAAAUCAAAUCGUAUCAUAGGAGAUAAUAGAUUUUAGAUGAGAGCGAUAUUUCAGAUGAAGAAUUUUCAUAAAAAGAAAAUGACUUAAAGAAAUUAUUGGUAAAGGCUUAAACUGAUGGUAAAUAAUAGGCUUAAGUAUUAAUUACAUAAAGAAGUAAAGAUUAACAUAACAGAUCACAAAUUAGUUUGUUGAGUUUGGAAUAAGUGGAUGGUGAAAUACCAAAGACGAGUAAAAAUAAAUACCAGUUAAAUAAUAUCUUAGAAGAUAUAAGAUUUAAGAAGUACGAAUAAUCUUGUGUUACAACAUCUUUAAAAUAUCAUUAAUUGAUCGAUCUCCUCAUCAAUGUACUUUAGCUUCUAAUGAUUUACGAUCUAAUGAUAAUACUCUAUUCUCUAAUCGUCCAUUAACAUUACCUUAAUUAUUUUGACUAUUUGAUUUAUUUAUAUUAAUUUAUAUAAUUAUGUACUAAAUCCCAGAUAAUUAUUAUGAUGAAGUAAUACUGAAAUUUCUUAAUGUUUAUAGUCAGCUGUUUUAGCCUUAUAAAAACAUAGAAAUGAAAGAACCCCUAUUGAAGUGUUUUACAUGACAAAAUAUUUUAGAUAGUUUCAAUGUUUCUAUGGUUACAAUGAUGAAAUCAUUAGGAAUUGUUGUAGUGUAAUUUAUAAAUAAUUUCUCAAAUAGAAAAUGAGAUAUGAAAUUAUCCAUCCAAAUCAAUUGAUAUUUAAGAGAUUUGACUAAAUAACUGAGGAUUAAAAAAAGUUCUACAUUAUUUUGUAAGGUGAACUAGGAAUUUAUCUCUCUAUUGGUUUACUUCCAGAAAAUAUUAAAGAUGUAGAAUUUAAGGAAGUAUCAACAAUUAAAAUGUAUCAACAUUUUGGACAUCAACUGUUUUGUUUGACUAAAGAAGACAUCUUUGAAUAGUAAUCUUCAAUUCUAAAUAGGUAUGGUUUAAUUAUCAAGGCAAAGAAACAAACCUUGGUUGCAACUCUCAACUUUCAAUAUUUUCAUGCUUAUCUAUUCUAGUCAGAGUAACGUAAGAUCAGUUAUGAAAUUAGUAGAUUGUAUGAUUUCUGCUUAUUUAAAGAAAUUUAGUAUAAGGAAUUGAAAGUAUUAUUCUAUUUCACUAAGGAAAUUCUAUAUCAAUUCUUAUUAACAAUCACAUAGUUAUAAGGAUAAAGUGUGCACUUAAGGAGAUCAAGCAUAUUGUGUAUAUUUCAUACUUCGAGGAUAAUAUUCCAUCGUUAGACGAAUCAAUGAACAUGAAAUUUAAACAUUGGGAAUUAUUUCUGAAGGAGAAAUUAUUGGAGAAUACGAAAUUUUAAACAAUAUUGAUACAAAACCCUAUACUUUACUUUGUUAAUCAGAAAAAGGAGAAAUACUUAUUUGUGAUUCUUAAUUAUUUCUAAAUUAUGUCUUUCUAUUAAUCAGAGAUAAUCUAGAAUAAACUAUUGAAGCUAAAUUCAAUUUCCAUCAAAUGGAUAAAACGUCCAUUAAAUUUGAAUUGAAUAAAUAAAAUUAAAAUAUUCAUAGAAGAUAAUCUAUUGAAGAUGUUUGCAGAUAAAAUAAAUAUCAUUAUCUUAUGAGACCAAUUAGAAGAAAAGUUCAUUUAUCUAACAGUGAAUAUUAUGGAAAAUAAUCUUACUAUUAACUCUUUGUUGACAUUUAUAAUAUAGCUAGUACAUAAACUUAGUAAUUAUUUUUAUAUCUUUAUAGAUUGGCAAAUGAUGAGAGGAAAAGAAGAAUAACACAUUAUGUUAGAAAUACUCUCAAACCUAUGUAAUAAAAGUUAAAGUCAGCAUUAAAUAUUUCAGCAAAUAAAACUGAUGAAUCUAUCAUCAAAUAUAAUAAAGGAUUUCCUUUACAUAAUGAAAUGCUCAUUUAAGCAUUAAAAAGAAAUAAUGAAUCAAGGUUUAGAAAGACAUUUCAAAAAACCUAGAGUUUAGCUAAUAUUAGUCCAUCUAAAAAAUAAAGUAGAGCAGAUAUAAUUGAUUUGGGUGAACAUUUAAUAAUAAAGAAAUAAUAUAAAUCAAGUGA
Messenger RNA from Paramecium sonneborni, 2155 nucleotides. NCBI's taxonomy places the organism in Eukaryota, Ciliophora, Oligohymenophorea, Peniculida, Parameciidae. The record is from the annotation of a GenBank genome assembly.